AUGGUGCCAUUACCUCUCUUCAAGCUCGCUGCACUCUUUGUGCGACACAUUUCCAAAUAUGGUGCCAACCAAAUAAAAGCACAAGCCCACGAUCAUCCCAAGUUCCGCGCCUUCGCCGCACGUUAUGGCCAACACAUACAUCAGCUCAAUAUGCGCCUAUCGGUAGCCCUUCUCCGCAAUCCAGACGCCGAGCAACGCGCAAAAGAAAAGGCUGAGUCGGCGACCGUCAAGACGAAAGAACAGGUCGAAAAGGAGGAAGCUAAAGCACUGAAGGCUAAGCUCGCAGCUGAGAAUGCUGAUCUUGCGAAAUCGAAGGCCGCAGACUCUAUAUCGGCCUCCGCAACUCCUACCUCGUCAUCCUCCUCUGCCUCCGGCACCAGCAGCGCCAGCAGCAGCACCACUAGUGGUAGCGGUAGCAGCAGCUCGACCAAAGACCGCCCCAGAUUCAAGAGCGUCUGGCGACGAAAGUUCCGCUCCCUCCCCGAAGCCAAGGCAGUCGACCUCUUUGCCGACGUCAUCGGAGACACCUUUAUUCUCGGCGUUGCGAGCGCCAUCAUCCUCUACGAGUACUGGAAGGCGUCCCAGAAACCGGACCAGAACGCGGAGCGCAUAAAGGUCCUCGACGCCAAGCUCGAGGAGCUCACCCGCCGCGAGGAGGCACUCUCGCAAAAGGAAGCGGAGCGGACUGAGAGGUAUCAUGCGCUCGAGACCGCGCUCAGAGAGCUGAGGGAUCCCAAGACCAAGAAGCCUCUGUUGCCGACCCUGCAAUUAUUGCCGGCGUCGACGGAGACUCGGGAGACGCAGACGCCAAGUGCGUCCGCGGCGUAG
Messenger RNA from Colletotrichum phormii, 828 nucleotides. RefSeq names its product optic atrophy 3-like protein. Gene Ontology annotation, biological process: regulation of lipid metabolic process. Gene Ontology annotation, cellular component: mitochondrion. The record is from RefSeq and is a predicted model, not a curated record. The transcript is spliced from 2 exons. Lineage: Eukaryota; Fungi; Ascomycota; Sordariomycetes; Glomerellales; Glomerellaceae. The coding region runs from base 1 to 828 and encodes 275 amino acids.